Molecule: messenger RNA, 2050 nt
Organism: Camelina sativa (false flax)
Lineage: Eukaryota; Viridiplantae; Streptophyta; Magnoliopsida; Brassicales; Brassicaceae
Source: RefSeq, a predicted model, not a curated record
UUCGUUAAACCCUAGCUCUAAUUUUAUAAAUCCUUGGUUUGAUGAUCGUUAGCUAGAUUGAGAGAUCUAAGUGAUUUUGAUUACUCUACUGCUGUAUUUUGAUUGUUUGAUUUUAAGAUAGAUUUUGAUUUUGUUUUGGUUUUCCCCUUUUUAGCCGGAAUCGGAAAUUUCUAUGUUUGGAGAGUUUUGUAAUUAGCUUUACUUCUUCGUUAUCGUUUCCUUUUUAAGAUUGUGAACACUGAUGUCAAACACGUUGAAAGAGUCAAGAGAGGAUAUUACAGAUUCUGUUGUUGGUCAUAUGAGGGAAGAGAAUGAGUAUGUUCGGCUUGUUGUGGCUCAUGAAGCUGCUGCUGCUGAAACCGUGUUGUCUCUAUCUCAAUCGGAGGUGCGGAGUCAGAAACUGAUGUGGUGGUUGAAAGCUUUUGGAAUAUUCGCAGUUACUCUCUUGCUUACUGUUGUUUUUGGCAAAUGGGGUGUUCCGUUUGUGUUCCAAAAGGUUCUUAUUCCAAUUUUGCAAUGGGAAGCAACUGCAUUUGGCCGUCCUACGCUCGCCAUUGUCCUUGUUGUUUCCUUGGCAUUGUUUCCUGUGUUCUUGAUUCCUUCUGGUCCUUCCAUGUGGUUAGCUGGGAUGAUUUUUGGUUAUGGUCUCGGUUUUGUUAUUAUCAUGGUUGGUACCACCAUUGGCAUGGUUCUUCCUUACCUUAUCGGGCUUAUCUUCCGUGAUCGCCUCCAUCAAUGGUUAAAAAGGUGGCCUCGUCAAGCUGCUGUUCUUAGACUAGCUGCUGAAGGAAGCUGGUUCCAUCAAUUCAGAGUUGUGGCAAUCUUUCGGGUUUCCCCAUUUCCUUACACGAUUUUCAACUACGCAAUCGUCGUGACAAGCAUGAGAUUCUGGCCUUACUUCUUCGGAUCUAUAGCAGGAAUGGUACCAGAAGCUUUCAUCUACAUUUACAGUGGUCGGUUGAUCAGAACAUUUGCGGAUGUGCAAUACGGACAUCAACGUUUGACAACAGUGGAGAUUGUGUACAACAUAAUCUCCUUGAUCAUUGCGGUUGUGACCACUGUUGCUUUCACUGUGUACGCUAAAAGAGCUUUGAGAGAACUUCAAAACGCAGAAGCUAAUGAAGAUGAAGAAGUUCCAGUGAGAAAACAGGCGAAAUUUGAGAUGAAGAAUGUUAUUCAACAGGAAGAAGAUAAUAAUCGGCAUUUGCCUUAACCGGAUUAAGUUGACAAGAAGCUACGAUAGGUUUUAAGAGUAAAUAACAAAAGGGGUAAAAAAAGAUGUCUGAUGUAGUAGGAAAAGACUAGUCAAGAUUGGGAUUAUAUUAGUGUUUGACUGAUUCCAAUGAUUGAAAUAAAUAAAACAAGCAUUUAGGCUUAAUAGUGCGUAUGAAAAAUCUGGUUGCUCUAUGCGAUCUAGUAGUGUAUUUUAAGACUUAUAUUGUUGACAAGGUUAGUGAUCUUGUAAGUAAUCAUCAAAUGACAUUAAAAAGAUUUGUUCAUCUUGUAAGCAAUCAGCAAAAAACAAAAUUUCUAAAAUCAUAUCGAUGUGUACCGUUUAGACUUAGCCAAGACUCCGGUUCAAUUUGAUGAUAUUAAACCAAGAACAAUUGGAAUGCCAAACCGGAUUCUGAUGUUCCACGUUGACAAGGUUAGUGGUCUUGCAAGUAAUCGUCAAAAACAAAUUUACAAUCCACAUUCGUUUUUCGUAAUACUUAAAUGUAAGCACAACAUUUGUACGGUUCGAUGCCGUCGCGGCGUCGCGUCUCAAGUCUAAAAUCAACUCGAUGUGUAUUGUUUAGACUUAGCCAAGAAUUCCGGUUCAAUUAGAUGAUAUUAAACCAAGAACAAUUGGAAUGCCAAACCGGAUUCUUAUUUAUAAUCGUUUUGAUCCUCAAGAUUUCAAGAUGAUCAGUCCAACGGAUACCGUAUACCAAGGGUAAGUUUAUCAGUAGAUCAGUGCUGAUGAACAGAUUAAUAAAUUGGACUAUGAAAGUGGCGGGUUGAGCCAGGCCCGUGCAGUAGUGCAACGCAUGGGCGACUCGCGAAAGCC